UGUAGCACUAUGAGAUCCAUGUUUUAGAUCUUUAUAGAUGUUAUGUUAAUAUGCUACAUGAACUGCGAGGAAGUUCGGUAGUCUGAUUAUUGAGGGACUGUUGCUAUACCAUACUUAUCACACGAAGAUCUUUGUAUGUGUUUGCGAGAAGGAAAUGCAUGUUACAUUGAAGUAGUCUCCGCUGAAGACCGUUUUCCUCUUUCAGAAACGUUAACACAAUUUUAAAAUGUUUUGUGUAAAUUAUAGAUUCAUAUUUUCUGUAAUUAAUCUAAUUAUUAAAGUUAGAAAGUUUCACCUAAUACAGGUUCUCUUUUAAUGAGUUCAUUCACUGAGCAUGGUUUUGAAGAAUGGAAAGAAAAAGCAGAGCACUUAGCUAGUUGUAGACAUGCACCAAACAUUACUGUGCUACGGUAUGCUCAAGCAAGGUUGCUAAUUCAUCGGGCAGAUAACAGUUCAGCAAUGAAAUGAUAUAUGCACGACUACAUAGUUUUACAAUUAUAUUCAUUUUGGGAUAUUCUACUAUUUUCCGCAUCAAAUUGUUAAACACGUGUUGACAAGUCAAUAAAACAAAAUGCAAAAAAAAAAUUCUAUUUAUCUCCCUGAGAGCGCUCAAUCCUGAGCUACAUUUGAUACGAACUCUACGCAAAACCUGGAACGGUGAUAUUUCACACAAGGACGAAAUAUUUUUUUAUUACAAACAAUAUGAUAUUGUUAGUGCCUUAUUAAAGAAAAUUAGACUCUUUGGACUGAAAGGAAAAUGCGAUUGUUAGCCUUUGGUAAAAGAGAGGCCGUCUUUCUUCAAAAAUAUAUAAUAAAAUGCACAAUGUCUCCAUCAAAUAUUUUGCAUAGCAUAGUCUGACCUGUACAAUGCGAAAAAGUCGCGUUUAAACUAUUAAGUUCAUUUUCAUAUGUAUUUAUAUCAACAACGUCGGAAAGCACAAUAAAUAAAUGUAUAAAAUAACCCAGGUAGCUUGCGGCUGCUGGAGCGCUCUUUAGGAUGAUUUUUUUUCAGGGGAGGGGGGAAUAUAUUAAAGAUUUGCAUACUAACUGUAUUUACUUCAGCAAGAGGGUGGGAGUAUAAGGAUAUGCUAAUUAGAGGGGGAUUUUUGGAAGGGGGUGGAAUAUCAAUUUUUAUUGCAUCACCUGUCAGUGGCAUCCAAUCAGAGCUGGCUUUAGGGGAAUUAAUUGAUGAAGGUGUCUCCCGACGAGCUCACUUCACUCUGUCAUCUUAUUUGUGGGAGAAGCAGCGGCGGGAAUAGCAGCUGCAUUUCUCUCUCUCUCUCUCUCUCUCUCUCUCCCUCUCUCUCUCUCUCUCUCUCUCUCUCUCUCUCUCCCUCUCUCUCUCUUCCCCUUUCUCCCUCUCUCUCCCUCCCUCUUUCUCUCUCUCUCUUCAUUCUCUCUCAUAUAUUAGAGUAUAUUCAUGAGUAUUUCGAAUAAUUAAAAGAUUGCAGGAUGCCAUGAGGAAUGUCGAAUUCCGCAGUCGAUGUUUUUUUUCAGCGAAUGUGGGACAGAAUUUAGGUGUCGAUAUGGGAGACUUGGAAUCGGGUUAUGAAGAGGUGGAUGGUGUGAGACUUGGUUACCUUAUAAUUAAGGGGAAACAAAUGUUUGCGCUUUCCCAAGUAUUCACUAAUCUGCUGAAAAAUAUACCCAGGACAACUGUACAUAAAAGGAUGGACCAUCUAAACGUGAAGAAACAUCACUGCGAUUUGGAAGAAUUAAGAAAACUCAAGGCAAUAAAUUCUAUUGCUUUUCAUGCAGCUAAAUGCACUCUGAUUUCUCGGGAAGAUGUGGAAGCCCUGUACACUUCUUGUAAAACCGAACGAGUUCUUAAGACUAAGAGGAGAAAAAUAAAUAGAACAUUGUUAUCAACGGACCUCAAACAGGAAAAGGCCCCCACUGAUCGCUACGCGAGUUUUUUGAAAGAGAACAAAGUUUGGUUGAGUUUGAAUGGAAAACCGCAGCCUUUGGCUGGAAUUAGCCGGACUUUGCAAGGAGGCGGCAGCUCGCUACCGGCCUCCAAUCUACCUCAAUUCUACAGCAAAUUUACCAGCCACAGUUACACAGAAAUGGUCCGAUCACAUUGCAAAGCCCCCCAAAACUACGAAACCGCUGAAAUAUCAAGUAACUGUGUGGCGUUUCACACAAAUCACUCCUUAUUUCGGAGCAUGAUUUGCCGACAUCCCGUAUUUUACCAAUCCGCCAUCGCCUAUUAUCCUAAGUCUCCAAAUGCUACCGGGUUAACGUAUUAUUUCAGGCGCAAAAGUUCGUGUGAAAUCACUCAGAAACAUUCGGGGAGUUCAAGCACUGCCAAGCGAAUCUUGCUGGCGGCAGCUGCUCCUAAAUCUUACAAAACUAAAGGAGGGGAUCAGUGCUUGAAUAAAUUUCAUCUCGCCAACGGACUGCAUUGUAACCAGGGGCCCUUGCAAGAAAGCUGCAGUAGCGAUUCCGAGACCAGCUCCUUCUCUGAUCGAGCAGACAACGACUCGGACUUUGGAUCGAGUUUGUCGAGUUCCAGCAACUCGGUUUCUUCGGACGAAGAAGAGGAGGACUCUGUGUCCGAAUCCUCCGACGUAACCUCGGCUAGUGACGAAGACAGCUCCUCCGAAUCGGAUUCUAGCUCCGUUUCCAGCCAAGUUUCACUUCAAAGCAUUCGAUUCAGGCGCACCAGUUUCUCGAGCAUCUGCAGUAAACCUCUUGUUUUAACGCAGCCGAAUUUCCACUACCAGUUUCAAGCCAAAAACAAUAAUGUGGUGUAUGAAACAGCCGGUAACGAUCUCCUAGAAGGAAGAACUUCACAUUGUAAUUUAAAGUCCUCGGCUGUUGUGAAGAGAAAUGAGCAGAACUGGACUAUCAAGUCACAUAACGUGUGCUGCUCUACUGGCUAUGGAAGUUGCGUGGCCGAGAUAAAUAACGACAGGAUAUCCGAGUUUCCAUUCCCACAUACUGAAAUUUCACAAUAUCUAAAGAGGACUGAAUCGACAAUUAACCGUGCUGCAGAAGGGGGGCCUUCACCUAGCCCAAAGGGAAACACCGAGUUUCCACAACAAAGAACAUUAACAGAGUCGAGGAAAUGCCUUGGAGCAUCUAUAUCACACUGCGCAGAAGAAAACAAUGUGACAAUAGUGUCCGAGCCUCAAGACAAUGAUUCCCCAUUAGCAGUAAAUGUAGAAAAAGAAUCGAAAAUCAUCGCACUAUCCUCGGCUUUCCAGAGUUUAAAUGCGGACUGUAGUCAGGGGCCUGCCAUUCACAUUCACAAGGACGAUGUAGACAGGGGGAAAACAAUUAUGCACAAUAUUACAGUUAAACUGGAAGAAAAUAGCUGCGAGGAAGAAUACGGAUAUAUGACUCAACACCCUAGAAAGAAACUCAAGUACGCGUGCAAUGUAUCGAAGCAAGCAGUAACCACUUUAAGUGAGAAUAAAAUGCGAGACUGUGUUUCGACGAAGGCGAAAGAAAGCUAUGUGUGCACUGAAAACGCUACCAAUUCCCAAAACGCAUCCAGACGAAGCGAAGACCUUCACAGCACUUUAAACAUUCCAAUUUUAGAAGACUGCGAAUUUCGAAAUGGUGCGAGAAUAAGAAGGAAUUACAGGACUUUAGUGCUGGGGAAACAGCAUACUUUGCAAAGCUCAUCAGUCAAAACAAUUGUGAAAUCAGAGAAUCCGCGUCUCACAGGUAAACCAGAUGUGCAUGAAGGAACACUAGAAGAAUUUGCUGGUACAAAUAAACGUAAGCGAGUAGCCAAUGGUGUAGCAUCCACGUUGAAAAGGCCAUUUAAUUUCAUGGCAAAUUUUCCAUCUCCACCGUCACUAAUUAUUGGCAACGAUGGGGAUUUGUGCCCUGCGUAUUCACUGAACUCUACCAAGGAUCCCGAAGCACCUCAGAAGGCCCAUCCUGUGUGGAAAUGGCAGAUGGGUGGUGCAGCAAUACCUCUCCCGCCUAGCCAUAAAUUCAGACGAUUUAACUUAUGAAAGGGAUAUUUUGGAUUUAAAAAACUUUGCCUCUGCGAAAUAUAUAUAUAUAUAUAUAUAUAUAUAUAUAUAUUAAAAUACUUUUCUGGUUUCUUUGUCAUGACUACGACCGGAUAUUAAAUCUCGACAAAAAAAAAGCAAAAUUUCAUAUUGGAGUAAUGUUCUAGAAAACCGAAAACAUUUCGAGUGGAUUAUCCUUUUAAUUUACCAAACACCGCUCUCUGCUGACCGAGGCAUUCCGCAAUACACUUUGUGAACUACUAAUGUCACUUUGAGGUUGUUUUACGGUUGUUUUCGAACAGUUAAAAUAAAAUUAUUUCAAUGUUCAAAAUAUAAGUCAGUACCUCCACAAGAUUACUGCAAAAUGUACGUCACGAGUCGACAUUGUGAAAUGUUAGAAAAUGAGCCAUUAAAUGUAUGCACUACAGUUUUAAAUCGUAAAUGACUUUAUGUUUUGCCUGAGUGAUUGAUUAUACGGCAUUGGAACCACAGCAAAGUAUGAACGUUGUUUAACUUAAAAAAAACCUACCUUCAUCUGAAUCAAUAUGGCGGACAGAUUAUAUAAAAUAAGCCUGUACAUUGAAAAGAGUCCCCAUCCUUGGUGUUUAGAUAGAUAAGAACAAGCAGGUUACUGAUUUCAAAGCUUUGUUGCUUUUAGUCUUUAACCGUAAAAUAAUUGCUUUAAAUGUUUACCUCUGGAACCCUGAGACUGGCUAAAUCCUUAACGCUAACUUUGUACAUUAUUGCAUACAGAUAACAAAGAUAAAACAAAAUAAAAUCACUAAAAACUAGUAAAUAUAAAGUAUAAUCAAUCAAGCCAGGGGCCUUUACUUUUCAUUUUGAGCAUUUAGGCAAUGAAUGAACAACACAGGCACAUGAUUCAUCUUGCAACGUAUAGCUUUUGGACUUACAAAAUAGCAAGAAACUAAAAUUCUGCAUAAGACUCAGAUAUUCAACGUUCAGAAAAGACACCAGAAAUAGUGCAAAUGACAAUCAGAUUGCUGUACUUACAUUUACAUCUAAAGAUAGAAACUCAAUAAUGUAAGAUGCAUUGCAAAAAUUUAGGUGAGACAACUAUUUACUGUCUUUAGGGACUUCAUUCAUUGAGAAAGUCUAAAACAGAGUUUGCACUGUUAAUAUUACAUAAUUUAGCCUUGCAAUGAAAAGUAUGACAGGUGAUAAAGAUGUGCUUUGAUUACAGUUGUUUCAUUUUACAGUAGUAUAAUAUGUUAUGAUUUACAUAGUCCUAGAAAUGUAAGGGGUGAAUUUGCAUGGCAUUUUAACAUAGAAAUUACAAUUGUUUAAAUUGACAAGCAGUGUGUUAAUUAGGUAUUUUGCACUUAAUGAGGGAGUUUUAGGUCUCUGAAAAAUACAGAUGUUGUAAAGUUUGUAAAAAACCUGUAUCAAAGGGAUAUGCAAAAAGUUAAUGAUGAAGGAAAAGUGUUGCAUU
Messenger RNA from Mobula hypostoma (lesser devil ray), 5421 nucleotides. RefSeq names its product SKI/DACH domain containing 1 (gene skida1). The transcript has 2 exons. Bases 1458 to 3971 code for a protein of 837 amino acids. The record is from RefSeq and is a predicted model, not a curated record. NCBI's taxonomy places the organism in Eukaryota, Metazoa, Chordata, Chondrichthyes, Myliobatiformes, Myliobatidae.